Castor canadensis (American beaver) is the source of this 5527-nucleotide messenger RNA. It is a transcript of the gene Nlgn2, whose product is annotated as neuroligin 2. Gene Ontology annotation, cellular component: membrane. The record is from RefSeq and is a predicted model, not a curated record. Gene Ontology annotation, molecular function: neurexin family protein binding. Lineage: Eukaryota; Metazoa; Chordata; Mammalia; Rodentia; Castoridae.
GACGCGCGGGGCUGCUGCGGCUGCUCCGCCGGCGGAUCAUCACUCUCUGGCUGGGAUGGACGCGGGGCGGGCGGGCCCUGGCGCGCGGAGCCAGGAGUCCGGGCCUCCUGGCUGCUGAACGUCCCCCGAAGCCUCCCCCAACCCCCGCCUUCCCUCCUAGGAGCCGCGCCGACCUCUUUCUUGGGGCUCCGGACUCUGCUCCCGCCCUCCUCUGAUUCCCCGGACCUCCCCCUCCCGCCCGCCCUCGGGAUCGACUAGAUCCCUCCCCCUCUCGGAGGAUUCCGGCUGGAUCCUUGCCCCUACACCGCGGAUCCUGCGCUCCGAGUCCCCGAGCGCCUGGGGAUUGCCGUGGACUCCUCCUCUAGCACCCGAUCCCUUAGGAUCCUUCGCCUGGACCGCCUUCUGGUCCCUCGAAGUCGGCCCACGGAGCCAGUGGAUCUCCAAUACAGUCCUGUCCCGUUGCCCCCUUCUUGCUCUGCCGUCCCCACUGCGGGGUUCCCUGUUCUUGGGCUCCCCCUGACCUCAUACCCUAGCUCUUUUUUUCCCGGGGAUCGACUGGAUCCCGGCCCCGCCCCCCGGGGCUGGGGCGAUCCUCCUCCCCCGCCGGGUGAGGCGCUGCGGGCGGGGGCUGGGCCUGCGGGGCCGCGGGGGCUCAGAGGCCGCCGCCCCCCUCUCGAAGCCCGUCCGCCCCCUACUCGGAGCCCUGGAUGGAGGCACCACGGCCCCAGGGCUGAGCCAGGUCGGGCCUGCCUGCACCUUCUCCCGCCUCCUUCCCCCUCCCCACCCCAUUCCCCCUCCAUGGAGAGGAACAGACCCUUACUCUGUCCCGUCUAACCCAGGUCCCAACUCGCCCUCCUCCUCCUCCUUUCCCCCCCCCGCCCCCUCCUCCCUCCCGGGGCGAGGGGGGCCUCCCUCCCUCUCCCCCCCCUUCUCUCUCUCUCCGAGGGGGGGGGUCCCGGGGAGGGAGGGGGGGUCCCCCUAUCAGCAUGUGGCUCCUGGCGCUGUGUCUGGUGGGGCUGGCUGGGGCUCAACGGGGGGGAGGGGGUCCUGGAGGAGGCUCCCCGGGCAGCCCAGGCCAGGGCCUCGGCAGCCUAGGAGAGGAGCGCUUCCCAGUGGUGAACACAGCCUACGGGCGAGUGCGCGGUGUGCGGCGCGAGCUCAACAACGAGAUCCUGGGCCCAGUCGUGCAGUUCUUGGGCGUGCCCUACGCCACACCGCCCCUGGGCGCCCGCCGCUUCCAGCCGCCUGAGGCACCCGCCUCGUGGCCCGGCGUGCGCAACGCCACCACCCUGCCGCCCGCCUGCCCGCAGAACCUGCACGGGGCCCUCCCGGCCAUCAUGCUGCCUGUAUGGUUCACCGACAACUUGGAGGCAGCCGCCACCUACGUGCAGAACCAGAGCGAGGACUGCCUGUACCUCAACCUCUACGUGCCCACCGAGGACGGUCCGCUCACAAAAAAACGUGACGAGGCGACGCUCAAUCCGCCAGACACAGAUAUCCGGGACUCCGGGAAGAAGCCUGUGAUGCUGUUUCUACAUGGCGGUUCCUACAUGGAGGGCACCGGGAACAUGUUUGAUGGCUCAGUCCUGGCCGCCUAUGGCAACGUCAUCGUAGCCACGCUCAACUACCGUCUUGGGGUGCUCGGUUUUCUCAGUACUGGGGACCAGGCUGCAAAAGGCAACUAUGGGCUCCUGGAUCAGAUCCAGGCCCUGCGCUGGCUCAGGGAGAACAUUGCCCACUUUGGGGGUGACCCCGAGCGAAUCACCAUCUUUGGAUCCGGGGCAGGGGCUUCCUGUGUCAACCUGCUGAUCCUCUCCCACCAUUCAGAAGGGCUGUUCCAGAAGGCCAUUGCCCAGAGUGGCACUGCCAUUUCCAGCUGGUCUGUCAACUACCAGCCGCUCAAGUACACGCGGCUUCUGGCAGCCAAGGUGGGCUGUGACCGGGAGGACAGCGCCGAAGCCGUGGAGUGUCUACGCAGGAAGCCUUCCCGGGAGCUGGUGGACCAGGAUGUGCAGCCCGCCCGCUACCACAUCGCCUUCGGGCCCGUGGUGGACGGCGAUGUGGUCCCUGAUGAUCCUGAGAUCCUCAUGCAGCAGGGAGAAUUCCUCAACUAUGACAUGCUCAUUGGUGUCAACCAAGGAGAGGGCCUCAAGUUCGUGGAGGACUCUGCGGAGAGUGAGGAUGGUGUGUCUGCCAGCGCCUUCGACUUCACUGUUUCCAACUUUGUGGACAACUUAUAUGGCUACCCAGAGGGCAAGGAUGUGCUGCGGGAGACCAUCAAGUUCAUGUAUACAGACUGGGCUGACCGGGACAAUGGCGAGAUGCGGCGGAAGACCCUUCUGGCGCUCUUUACUGACCACCAGUGGGUGGCCCCAGCUGUGGCCACCGCCAAGCUGCAUGCUGACUACCAGUCCCCUGUCUACUUUUACACCUUCUACCACCACUGCCAGGCCGAGGGCCGGCCAGAGUGGGCAGAUGCAGCGCAUGGGGAUGAACUGCCCUAUGUAUUUGGUGUGCCUAUGGUGGGCGCCACUGACCUCUUCCCCUGCAACUUCUCCAAGAAUGAUGUCAUGCUAAGCGCAGUGGUCAUGACCUACUGGACGAACUUCGCCAAGACUGGUGAUCCCAACCAGCCAGUGCCACAGGACACCAAGUUCAUCCACACCAAGCCCAACCGCUUUGAGGAGGUAGUAUGGAGCAAGUUCAACAGCAAGGAGAAGCAGUACCUGCACAUAGGCUUGAAGCCACGAGUGCGUGACAACUACCGUGCCAACAAGGUGGCCUUCUGGCUGGAGCUUGUGCCCCACCUACACAACCUGCACACUGAGCUCUUCACUACCACCACACGCCUGCCUCCCUAUGCCACUCGCUGGCCACCUCGCCCACCUCCUGGAGCCCCAGGCACACGCCGGCCCCCACCACCCGUCACCCUGCCACCUGAGCCUGAGCCUGAGCCAGGCCCAAGAGCCUAUGACCGCUUCCCUGGGGACUCGCGGGACUACUCCACGGAGCUAAGCGUCACUGUGGCUGUGGGUGCCUCCCUCCUCUUCCUCAACAUCCUUGCCUUUGCUGCCCUCUACUACAAGCGAGACCGGAGGCAGGAGCUGCGAUGCAGGCGGCUUAGCCCGCCUGGAGGCUCAGGCUCAGGUGUGCCUGGUGGGGGCCCCCUGCUCCCUGCAGCUGGCCGUGAGCUGCCCCCAGAGGAGGAGCUGGUGUCACUGCAGUUAAAGCGGGGUGGCGGCGUUGGGGCGGACCCUGCUGAAGCACUGCGCCCUGCCUGCCCACCCGACUACACCCUGGCCCUGCGCCGGGCACCGGACGAUGUGCCUCUCUUGGCCCCCGGAGCCCUAACCCUGCUGCCCAGUGGCCUGGGGCCACCACCACCACCGCCGCCCCCUUCUCUCCAUCCCUUUGGGCCCUUCCCCCCACCUCCCCCUGCCGCUACUAGCCACAACAACACGCUACCCCAUCCCCACUCCACCACUCGGGUAUAGGGGGCCGCUAGGGGAGGUCCUCCUCCCCAGCCCUCCCCAGCCCGGGCCACUCCAAAGGCAGGGAGGAGGACUUGGCAACAGGCUUUUCUCCUGUGGAGUUGUCACAUGGCAUCGAGCAGCAUUAAGGUGGACAUGGGAUUCCUCACUGGGAUGCGUGUUUUUCCCAUACAGAGAGACCCAUUCUCUUCUCUGGACCUGGGCCUUUGAACACCUGGGGGGUGUUUUUUGCCCUCCAUUGGGACACCAGUCUUCGGUGUGUGGAAAUGUGGAAGUCUUUUCCCACGUGGAGGCGUGCUUUCCUCAUGAGGGGGUGUUUUCCCAUGUGCAGGGUGAGGUUUUUUUUGCCGCCCUGGACACAUGUUGGCCCCUUCAAAGAAUUUCUGUGGGGAUUUGUACCCCAGAAUCCUGUUCCCUCAUACCUUCUCCCCACCCCCUUCCUCCCUCUCCCACUCCCCUGGAGACCCUGGAAGUGAUGUGUUCACAUAGAGUGACCCUUGACCACCAGACAACACGCAGUGCUAUCUGGGGAGCAGCAAGGAAAUCAUAGGCCCCCUGCCUCCCCUCUGCUCCCUGGCCCUGCAAAGCAUGUUUCUCCCCCAUGGCACAGAACAGAUGAAGCACGUUCUCCCAGGAAGGCCCUCGCCUUCCAGAAGACAGACACAGAUUUCCUGCCAGGGGGAAGGGAGAUCUGUGCAUCCUGGUGCUGCCUGGAAACUUAUUUCCCACUGUCCAGGACACAUUUCACUCAGUGGAAACAUGUUCUUGCAUGUGGAUGUGUGUUUCCCAGGCAGAGGGUCCCUCUCUCCCCAGCACCUCCCUGCAUCCCCCAUGCCUCAGGGCCAGCACUCAGUUCCUCUUCACACAGCAGGUGGGAAUAAGGCUUCAAGUUGAGAAGCUGAAGGGGAUGUACAAACCCUGAGAUGCUGAGUUGGGGGAUGGGAUGGGAUGGGAUGGGAGGAAGAGGGGCAUGGCAUGUGCCACCCAGAGAGGCCAUGCAUGUUUGACCAAAGCCCUCACGGGGCCUGAGCCUUUCCCUCAGUCCUCAGAUCAUUGCUCAUCCGUGCCAAACUGGGUAGAUGGGUUUCGGGGAGGGAAGACCUUCAAAAUGUGCCAAGGAUCCCCCAGUCCUAGGCCAGGGCAGGUGGAAUAUAGGACAGAGGGAUAUGGAAGCUAAGGGGACCCCUGCCUGUGUUUUGUCCCUGUGUCAUCCCUCUCUGCCUCAUUUCCCCAUUCUCCAUCCCUGUCUCCUGCUUUGAAGCUGACCCUUGCGGGGUCAGAUCAGCCUACUCUCCUCAUCUUCUUUGACCUGCCUACCCUUCCUGGCUGCUAGGGCCAAAGGAAAGGAGCAGUGGAGGGAGCUGGGGGAGGGACCAAGGAGAAAGGUUUCGUGGAGAAUGAGGUCAGCUGCACUGAAGAACAGAUGGAGGGGGCUGUGGGAGACAGGGCUGGGGCAGGCACCACCAGGAAGAUUUUGAAAAGAAAUGUGGAGACAGUUGUCCAGUGGUCCUUGGGCUUGGGCCUCUGGGGAAAAGAGUGUCAGGAAGGGUUUUAAGGGAUAUCAGUGGUGGAGGAACAAAUGAAUCCUCAUGUGCUGUGUGGCUUUCUGUGAGAUACUAGUGCCAAACUAGUAGGGGUGGGGUGCUGUCUUCCACUGACACCCAGGUCCAGAAACCUUGGUCUUGAGCCCCAGAACUUUGCCUUUUGACUGUCCCUUCUCCCACCUCCACCCAUGAAAAUGUAGUUUUUUCCUGGCCGUUUCCCCCUGCCUGGUCUAGCUCUUCUUGGAACAGCCAUGCCCUCCAAAUGCUAGCUACUUGGGCCCUGAGCCCUGUAGGCAGAUAACCCCAGAACUGGGGCAUGGGAGGGGGCUGGGGGACCCCAAGAUACAGCCACGGACUCCAAUGCCCAGCCCCUCCAGAACAAUUCCCUGAUGAUCCCAUGUCUCCAACCCAACCCUUUGCGGCUCUGUAUACAUUUUUAAACCUGGCAAAAGAUGAAGAGAAUAUUGUAAAUACAAAAGUUUAACUGUUGGU